AUGGUAAAGGUGGUGGUGGUGGUUGUUGUAGGCGGUUUUCAUGGUGGUGGUAGAGGUGGUGGUGGUGGCGGUGGUAGUAGUGGCGGAGGCGGUGGUGGCAUAGAAGUGAAUUUCACAGCAGUCAAUUUUGAGCUUUCCCUCUCAAAAUUGAUAUCCAUUGUUGCAGCACCACAACCGUUUGCAGUCAAAUCUGAGUUUUUUCACCACUGUGCGCAGACUCACUGGAACAUACCAAAUGAUGAUUACAAAGCUCAGGUACUUAAAGUUUGCAAUCAACAAUGGAGGAGCUACAAGUCCAAGCUUGUCAAGUUCAUGGACAGACGCAUUGAUCCGUUAGAAAAAUACCCCUACCUAGACAAAGACAUGUGGAAUGAUUUUGUAAAGCAAAAGUCCAAGCCCGAAUUUAAGGAAAUAAGAGUGAAAGCAACAGCAAGUGUGAUGAUGAACAAGAACCCGCCCCGUUUAGGCCCACAAGGGUAUCGUGGCAUGCGACCUCGAUGGGAGCAAGAGAUGGAGUCUGGUGUAUUGACAAAAGCCCACCAGAUAUCAAGCGAACGAGCAAGGGAAUAUAUAUUUGCUCGGUUAAAACGUGACUCCUCAGGGGCAUUGAUUGUAACACCAGAUAUGGAGCCCUUAGUGGAUAAUAUUGUAGAGAAAGAAAAGCAAGUAUCUCAAGGAGACUUGGAGAUUAGACCAAGAUCCAAUCUAUUGGUUGAGGUUUUAGGACCAGAGCAUCCUGGUCGUAUGAGGGCAAUCGGGUACAAUGUUGGACUGAAGCAAUCUAUACUAGGGAUUAAAGAGAAAAAUAGGAAAAAACAUGAGAUACUAGAUUUGAAAGAGAUGAAGGCUAAGCAAGAGGAACAUGCUAAAUCGAUUGAUGACACUGUUACAAGCCCAAGCCCGGUGGUGAACAAAACUAGUCUUGAAUCGACACUAGUGGUGGAUGCAUUAGAUAAAAUAUCAGUUCCUAUAGAGUGUGAGUUGUUGCUACCUUACAGCAUGGUGCAAAGAAGAUGUGCCAAGGGACGCGUCCACCCAUUUGGAAAUGGGAUAGUACACUCGACACCUUUACAAAAAGAUCAUGUGAAGACCUCCCACUCGCCUCCAUCCGUGGAAAAAGAUGCAAGUCCUCCCACUAAAAAAGUUUCCCCUGUUAUGGAUAACCAGGUCCAACAAUACCAAAAAAAGCAAGCAGCCAAGCGGUUGCCAACAAUUGCAAAGAGGGCAACACAAAAAUUUGUGACACCAAAGAAACUACAAGGCAGACCUGUCAUUCAAUCAUGGUAUAAUAAUUUUACAAGCAACAAAUUUAUUGAAGAAUUUCAUGUUGAGUCAGAACCUGGUAUGUUUGGGCCGGGGAGGGUUGAAACGUACAUUAGGCAUGAUGUGAUUUUAGAGAUGUUGAAUAGUGAAGAGCUUGACAUCAGUUGUAUACUUUGGUAUCAAAUAGUGCUACAUUCCAUUCUUGCAACAAAUGGGGUUAACAGAUGUGCAUUUAUAAACCCACACUCAAUCACCGAAACAGUAUGUGUCCAUGAUGAGCAGGACAAGACUAACCAACACAACAAUCGUGUUGCAACUGACAUCGCUGAAACAAUGAAUUUCCAUCAAGAAAAAGACUUUUUUCUUGCCCCAUAUUGGCAAAGUCGUCAUUGGUUGCUGCUUGUGAUUUGCCCUUAUCAACGCACUGGUUACAUUUUGGAUUCCAUCAAGAAGUCAGGAAAUCCGACUAAUUCCUACAAAGUCAUAAAGCAUGUUGAAAAGGCUGUUGAAAUGUUUAAUGAAGAUUUUGAAACAUCACAUCCAAUGACAUGGACGAUUGCUGAUUGCAAUCAACAAUCGUCUAAUUGGGAAUGUGGCUAUUAUGUGUUGAAAUGGAUGCGUGAAUUUGUCAUGUAUCGGCAAUAUGCAUUCCCGAAUAACCUUUGGAAUGAUAUAAACCCCAUUCCUGAAAAGUUGUUGGACGAUGUGGUCAAUGCGUGGAUGACUACUUUUCAAAGUAAAUAUAUGAAAUGA
Lactuca saligna is the source of this 2016-nucleotide messenger RNA. Lineage: Eukaryota; Viridiplantae; Streptophyta; Magnoliopsida; Asterales; Asteraceae. The record is from the annotation of a GenBank genome assembly.